AGCGAAGAAGGAUAUAAAAACAGUCGCCGAGAAAGUCUCCCGCUAUGGAUACCGUUCUCAUGGCUACAACACCACCAAUCAGAUGUCUUCAUGCUUCAAUUCCUACGGUGUUCCGUUCGCCGGCGAUUUAUCAGGUCAGCUGCCGGAGCUCCCAACUGUUUUCCUACCGUUCGACGACUAUGAUGAGCAUGUGUUUUCUCAGACGGUCCGAUUUGAGAUCUCGCUUUCUUAGUACUCCGAAAACCACUUCUCCGAUGAGACGACCUCGCUUUUCCGUCGGUGCUUCUACGGAGGAGUCUUCAAUUCCUUCUAAUCGGAACCUUAUCGUGGCUAACUCCGUCGUAAUCGUAGCUUUAGCUGUAGCUAAUCGCGUGCUCUACAAACUCGCUUUGGUUCCCAUGAAACAGUACCCUUUUUUCAUGGCUCAGCUCACCACUUUCGGCUACGUCUUGAUUUAUUUCACCAUUCUGUAUACGAGGCGCCGUCUAGGCAUUGUGACGAAUGAAAUGAUGGAUGUACCCAAAUGGAGAUUCGCAAUCAUUGGUUUUCUCGAAGCUCUUGGUGUUGCCACUGGCAUGGCUGCAGCAGCAAUGCUUCCUGGACCAGUUAUACCCAUUUUGAAUCAGACAUAUUUGGUGUGGCAGCUGCUUUUUGCUCUUCUUAUUUUAGGCAGGAGGUUUUUGCUUAACCAAAUUGCUGGUUGUCUCCUUGUGGCUGUGGGGGUUGUGGUGGCUGUUUCAAGUGGAUCUGGUGCAGAUACUACGCUAUCUGGAAUCGGUUUCUUAUGGCCUGCUGUAUUGGUAGCAUCCGCUGCUUUUCAAGCUGGUGCAUCUAUCAUAAAGGAAUUUGUUUUCAAUGAUGCUGCAAAGCGUCUUGAGGGAAAGUCACUGGAUAUAUUUGUGGUAAAUUCAUUUGGAUCUGGAUUUCAGGUAUCUACUACUACAAUAUCAUGUUGUAAAUGUAUUUGUUACAGCCAAAACAAUUAGACAUGCUUCUCCAUUACAUCAAGAGUACGUGAAGAAAACAUUUGAAAGCUGCUUUCCUCUGUUAUUCACUUAUUAUCUCUCUCCUACUUGAGAAGAGUUUUUGUUUUUUGGUUUAGUGUUACGGAUCACUGAAGCUGUGCUUGUGCAGGCUCUUUUUGUGUUCCUGUUGUUGCCUUUUCUCUCAAACUUGAAAGGCAUUCCAUUCGCCAGCCUUCCUUCAUAUCUAAAAGAUGGUGCCGGAUGCUUCUUCAACACUGGAGCUAAGAUUUCUGGCUGUGAUGGUGCCCCUAUACUCCCACUGCUCUAUAUAUCCACCAAUCUCGCUUUCAACAUCUCAUUGCUCCAUCUGGUGAAAAUAUCUUCAGCAAUCGUUUCCUCUCUUACCAUGAUGCUCUCAGUGCCAUUAGCGGUGUACAUAAUGUCAAAACCAUUGCCGUAUCUACCGGGAGGAUCAAGCUUGAGCUCAAAUUUUACGAUGGGGUGUAUAGUUCUUGUCCUAGGUCUUCUUCUCUACAACAUUCCCACUACUCCAACUAAACAACACACCAAGACCUCCUAACACACUCACUCACCAUUCAUCCUUUUUGUGCAUUACUUUUUUUUUUGUUGAUAAACCAAAUUCGUGUAAUUUCCCAAUUUUUUUUCCUUUGACCAUCAAAGAUACAUAGAAUAUUCUCAGAUAUUUUUUUUACGUGAAAAACUAGCUU
Molecule: messenger RNA, 1693 nt
Organism: Arabidopsis thaliana (thale cress)
Lineage: Eukaryota; Viridiplantae; Streptophyta; Magnoliopsida; Brassicales; Brassicaceae
Gene: CLT2
Product: CRT (chloroquine-resistance transporter)-like transporter 2
Exons: 9
Coding region: 45-986 (313 amino acids)
Biological process (GO): transmembrane transport
Cellular component (GO): chloroplast membrane
Source: RefSeq, marked reviewed